Messenger RNA from Aspergillus melleus, 729 nucleotides. Its product is annotated as beta-ketoacyl reductase. Gene Ontology annotation, molecular function: fatty acid synthase activity. The transcript is spliced from 2 exons. The record is from RefSeq and is a predicted model, not a curated record. Lineage: Eukaryota; Fungi; Ascomycota; Eurotiomycetes; Eurotiales; Aspergillaceae. Gene Ontology annotation, biological process: secondary metabolite biosynthetic process; fatty acid biosynthetic process. Bases 1 to 729 code for a protein of 242 amino acids.
AUGAUGCAGACGCGGCUCAAGGUGCAGCACCCUUGGACUUUCGAUGCCAACGCUACAUAUGUCGUCGCUGGAGGACUGGGAGGCAUCGGGCGUGCCACCGCCUGCUGGAUGGCUGACAGGGGCGCCCGAAAUCUCCUGCUGCUUUCGAGAUCCGGCGUGGCCACGACAGAAGCGAGACAAGUUGUUGAUGAUCUAAAACAACAAGGGGUCCACGUCGAGGUGCAAUCGUGCGAUAUCGCCAAUUGUGGACGUCUCCAAGGAAUGAUGGAGACGGUGAGGGAGAAAAUGCCCCCCGUAAAAGGUUGCAUUCAAUCAGCCAUGGUUCUCCGACCCAAGGUCUUCGAGAACAUGACAUACCAAGAAUGGCGAGAAGCUGUCGACUGCAAGGUCGCCGGGACGUGGAAUCUCCAUCGACUACUCCCCAAGGGCUUGGACUUCUUCAUCAUGUACUCCUCUAUUUCCGGUGGUUUAGGAGGCACCGCAGCUGCCAACUAUUCUGCCGCCUGUGCAUUUCAGGACGCAUUCGCGUAUUACCGGAACACGCUGGGCGAGCGUGCGACGACGCUAAACCUCGGCGUGAUGUUGGAUGACGGCGUGUUGCGCGACAACGACACAGUCCGUGGUGUAUUGAUGGGAACGGGCUAUCUCAUCGGGAUCACGCGAAAGAACAUGUUUGCGCUUCUUGAGCACCACUGUGAUCCUUCUUUGGAGGUUCCAGCGACGCCCUAA